This is a messenger RNA of Eruca vesicaria subsp. sativa (arugula), 1839 nucleotides long. NCBI's taxonomy places the organism in Eukaryota, Viridiplantae, Streptophyta, Magnoliopsida, Brassicales, Brassicaceae. The record is from the annotation of a GenBank genome assembly.
UUGUUCUUAAGCCGAAGAAAGCAUAUUCCUUCUUUCUCGUCAAGAGAUCCCAAACACAACCCAGAAAGAAAAACACAACAAAGCUUUCUCUCUUUUUUUUUUGUAACAAAUCUACGUCGCGUGUCCUUUGCAAAUUUGCAAUAUGAAUCUAUUUUGUAAACGAUCACAAAUUCGCCUCUUCUCUUGACUAUUUUUUCGUUUGUCUGUUAUUGGUUCUGCCUUUGAUUCUUAAGAACCGUUUAAGUUUGGUCUCAUUCUUGUAAUAUCACAAAUGGAUUCAAAUGAUGGAAACGUAUCUCAAAUUUUACCAAAGAGGAGUCUUUUACCAAACGGAUUGUUUCCGCAGUUACAUGUUAUAGUACCUGGAAGCUUCGCCUUGGAAGCAACAUUUAGUUGCAUCACCAAAGUUACAGAAGCUAUGCUUUGUUGGUUCAACAACAAUUUACAGCAAAAGGAGAUUUCUAACUAUCAAUGGAGAAGCUUAAGCAGUGAUGAUGAUUCUUCCAAGCGUUAUUACCCUAACUUCUCUCUGUUUCAUAUUCACAAUGGAUCAAAAGAUUUAAUCCCUGCCUUGUUUGGAAACAUCUCUAAAUCAACUAUUCAGCAUUUUGUUAAUGAAGCUGAGAGGCUACAUUCUUGUUCUGUCCUCUCUUUGGCUGUUUCGUUGAUGUCGGUGAAUGGAGUUGCUUUGUCCCUAGGGAGUAAUGAUGUUCAAGUUUUGAACAAUAUUGAGCAUAAUAGGUCUUCUUGUCAGGUUCGACGUGAAGAAUGUAAUGGUUUGAGUUUUCACAAAUUGGACACGAAAAGACCAACUGUUGAGCCUCGAACCGGUAUCGAAUUCCCCGUCUUGUUAAACAAAAAUGCAGCUUCUGAGGUGCUUCUUGCAACUGGAUCACGGACAAUGAAGAUCAUCAAAAUUAAAUCUCUAAAAGUCUAUGCGUUUGGUUUUUAUGUUCAUCCUUCGUCGGUCUGUCAGAAGCUUGGUCCAAAGUAUGCCUCUAUUCCCGGGAGCAAACUCGGCACAUGUGAUGACUUAUACAAAGAUCUUUUAAGGGAGGAUAUAGUUAUGAGUGUGAGGCUUGUUGUUAAUUACAAUGGCUUGAAGAUCAAUACUGUGAAAGAUGCUUUUGAGAAAUCUCUGCGUGCUCGUUUGGUGAAGGCAAAUCCCAAGACUAAUUUCCAUUGCUUAAAUGAUUUUGGUUCAUUCUUUACACAAGACAUUCCAAUCCCCGCGGGAACAGUAAUAGACUUUCGACGCACAGCUGAUGGACAACUAAUCACAGAAAUUGGCGGUAACUUGGUUGGAGCCGUCCGUAGCAAGGAUCUUUGUAGGGCAUUUUUUGGUAUGUACAUUGGAGAUGUUCCGGUGUCUGAGCAGACAAAAGAGGAGAUUGGUAGGAACGUUGCGGGAAUCUUAAAGAGUUGCUGAAAAUUCAAUUUAGACGACCAAUGGCCUCUGAGUUUUAGAAGAAGGCACUUGGGUUCGUAUAUGAAAGACCGAAUAUAAGUACUUAGUAAGUUGCUUCCAACCCGGCCCCGCCCAACUUUAUUUUGUAGAAACUCGGCUCUAAAUUAACCCUGGCCAACCAGAAAUCUGCUUGAUCCCGGCAAUGCCCUGUCCCUGCAGUGAUAAUAUUAUUCGACAAGCCUCUAUACAUGUCUAUCUAGUGAUAGUAGAAGAAUCGGCUCUAUGCAUGGAAUGUUUACACUAUUAACACAUUUUCCCAACUUCUUUUUACGGAAAACAUUAUUUAUAUUAUACUUAAAUAACAUUAGAGAAUGGUCCGCGUCCGGGUAGAUAUCGGUUCUGACGUUGUUAUAUUGAAAUUUGUUUUUCAU